Molecule: messenger RNA, 783 nt
Organism: Mytilus californianus (California mussel)
Lineage: Eukaryota; Metazoa; Mollusca; Bivalvia; Mytilida; Mytilidae
Exons: 3
Coding region: 1-783 (260 amino acids)
Cellular component (GO): nucleus
Source: RefSeq, a predicted model, not a curated record
AUGCACAGAAAAUCUUCACUUCCUGUUACCAAGAUGGCUGAAUUGUCAGCAAAUAAAUUGCCAAGGGACAGAAAAGCCAAUGUCACCUCCAUUGAGGCAAACUUGGUCAGUUCUCGAGUGACAAACGAGUUGGAGUUGUUAAAAGGGGGAUUUUCAACUGAAGUGACAAACCAGAAGAAAAAUGAGGUCUGGAAACUCAUAACAGAGGAGGUCAAUGCUUUGGAUGUCUGCUUCAGGACUGAAGCAGAAGUUAGAAAUAAAUAUCGCAAUAUGUGCCGUGGUGCAAAGGAAAAAUUCACUAACUCCAGAAAGGAAAUGAGCAAGACUGGAGGUGGACCACCACCCACACAGUUGAGCAUUGCUGAGGAAAACAUUGUAAAUGCAAUGAGGGAUAGUGCCUCAUUCAGUGGAGUUGAUGGCAUUGAGACAGAUAUAACUUGUAAUGAAGCAAAUCUUGCCACAAAUGGAAGCCAGUCUCCGUGCACAGCUACCCCCAGGCCUACAGCAGAAGAAUCUGUCUGGAUAAGAGCUUUAGACAGACACCACUCAAACUUGCAGAACAAUCAGCAGACCUGCCCAGUAGCUGAUGAUGCUGAAGGGACUGAUAGAAAUGCCACAUGUCCAGGUCCAAGUAGUUCAGCAUCUUCCAAGUUCAUGCAGCCAACACCCAAGAAGAAGAAAACAGCUGAAGAUGUUUAUGCAUUACAAUGUGCAGUUCUUGAAAAAGAACUAGAGAAGAAUAUACUUCAAAUAGAUCUCUUGAAGAAAUUGCAUGGCAAAUAG